GCGCCAACGUGGCCGGGCACUUGUCUCGUCUUUUUUAUAGACUUUCUUGUUUCUUUGGGGGCUUCUUUGCCUCAUGGCCCCCACAUGUAGCCUUGUAGAAACAUAGUUUGAGCCUGCUGACCGCCGGAUCUGCACUAACCCAGUCCUGGUGUAUGCCUCUCGCUCUCAGCCUGGUCUAGGUUGUUCGUUCUGCCAUAACUCGAUCCGCUUGAACAGCAGCCGAGUGCUCGACUACGUCCCGUUCGACUACUUGUCUCCUUGCUAAUGAGCGUCUCGAAGAUUCCGCCCGUCUCCACGUCUCAAGUCGACUUGAGUGCGCAAGACCUACCCCUCGCCACUUGCAGGCGACGGAAAACGACCCUCAGCCUGUUACAAAUUCACCGGCGGUGGUCGAGGCAGUGAAAAUAUGGCCUCGCUUGAAGAGCUAGGGCCAGACACUCCACGGGCAGUGCUCGAAGAUGAACUGCAAUUCACAAGGCUGCUGGUUGAGACAAUGGACCCAGAAUCUUACGACUACGACGACUUGAUGGAACAACACAUGAAAAAGAUCGCGCACAUUGAGUCUCUCCUUGGAGUACAGGAAGAUCAGAAUUCAGGUUUCCAUUCAUCAGCGGCUUCGCAACAGUUCUUUCCGAGUAUGCCCCCCCCGUCAACCUGGACUGGCGAUAUGGAGGAAGCACUUUGGCCUGUCACUAGCUCUGCUGCGAUGAUUGACAAUACCGCGACACAUGCACGUACCGAGAGGCCAACAACGCCGCAACAACAACAACAAAUACCCCAGUGGCCCAAAAACGGCAUGAGCACGUACACAGUAGACACCAAUUCGCGAAAGCGACCGCUUGACGUGCUCUCGUCCUCUCCAACCUUAUUCUCUGCGCCCAAACGAGCUACUCCAAGCCCAGGAGAGUCCACUCCGCAGACCCCAGGCUCGGACAUCUUACCAGACCCUUCAACUUCUGACCUCGGGCCUGGUCCAAGUAGACACAUGGCCCCGUUCGCUUCUCGUUCGGUCAGUAAUUCUUUCCUCGAGCGUCAGAGGCAGGCUGCUGCGGAAGUAGAACGGAAGCAGCGUCAGCUUCUUCGCGACACUCAGAUCGCGAACUCUUACAAUUUAGGUCUGCCUGUGCAACGCCCGCCAAUGAGCCAAUCUUCUUCGCAGACCGUGCUGAACAAAGACGGCACGUUCCGACGUGUAUCUUCACAGAAUGGCAACAAGUUGCUCAAACAAGGUCCAGAGAGGCUACCGGGGGAUUCGACUUCAUAUUCGAUUAAGCAGAAAAGCUUUGGUUCGUCGAAAGAUAUGGCAUUACCCACUCCUUCUACAUCAAAAGACAACAUGCGCCAGGCGUCUAUACAGGUCGACAGCGAUUCAGAACUCGAGGAAAUUGGAGAGGAGCAAUUUCUGGCUUCGGCUCGGCGACGAGGACUAAGUCGAUCAACGAUGCACCGGCAAGAGUCAGGCCCAGUUCAAACUGUAAGAUUCGGUACGCAAGACCAGAAUUCGUUUCGAGGAGCCAGUGGCUAUACCAGUUCAUAUUCGUCGUCUGAUUCUCCGUUCUCGAAUCCUGUCCUGGCCUCUGUACGGUCGCAGUCCGCCUCGCAACCGCAAAACCGACAUGGGUUCAUGGCCAGGGAUCCACGAUCUGUUGGCGUUCGACAGGCUAUAGCUAAUAUUGCGAGCAUGCCUGGCGCUUUCCCGGGUGGUUUGGACCUUUCUGAUGACAGCGUUUUUGGUGGCGUAAACACCUAUGGACAUUCUUCGAGCCUACAGCAGCCUCGCUUGUUUGGGUCACAGUACAAUCCUGACAUGUCUCGGUCGUUGAUUCAUCGGGACGUUGUUGAUCUCUCCAAUUACGACGAUGAUUACGGCACUGACCAGUACGGCUUUCUCCACAACGAUCCUACACGGAGUGCGGAAGAGAUCAAGGAACUGAUCGAGCAAAUCGCUACAGGCGCCGACCUCCCGCCCGAAGCACGCGAAGGUACUCCUGAUGCAAUGAAGUUUCCAUUGAUGGAGCAUCAAAAGAUUGGCCUUACUUGGAUGAAAGAAAAGGAAGCAACGACCGCGAAGGGCGGUAUUCUGGCUGACGACAUGGGCCUUGGAAAAACCAUACAAGCUAUCGCCUUGAUCGUUUCACGCCCUUCCGAGGAUCGAGCCCAAAAAACAACGUUGGUCGUCGCCCCAGUGGCACUUCUUCGCCAGUGGGAGCUUGAGAUCAAGGAAAAGAUAAAGCCCGUCAAGGCUCUUUCUGUCUUCAUACAUCACAGUCAACGGAAGAAAACUUUCAGUCAGUUGAAGCAGUACGAUGUCGUCCUCACAACGUAUGGCAGCUUGACUUCCGAGCUUAAGAAGAAGAUACACUGGGAUGAAGUGCUGAAGCAUGAGCCAAAUGCUAGGCCGUCCAAGAAAGAGCAGAUGUCUUUGCUUGGAGAUGACUGUCUUUGGUACCGCGUGAUUCUUGAUGAGGCUCAGAACAUCAAGAACAGGAACACUGGAGCAGCAAAGGCUGCAUUCGAACUCCGAUCGACAUAUCGCUGGUGCAUGACGGGAACGCCGAUGAUGAACAAUGUGGGUGAACUCUGGCCCCUGAUUCGAUUUUGCCGUUUACGACCUUACAACGAUAUCAACCGCUUCCGUUCAGACAUCAGUAACCCUUUAAGUUCGCGCAACGAGCUCGAACGUCAAGAUGCUAUGCGUAAGCUUCAAGCUCUGAUUCGCGGGAUCAUGCUCCGCCGGACGAAGAGCACAAAGCUCGAUGGCAAGCCCAUCAUCACGUUGAAACCGCGCACCAACGAGGUGAUUACGAAAGAGUUUGACAAAGAUCAGAUGGAUUUCUACACUGCUAUUGAAAAAAGAUCGGCCAACAUCUUUAACAAGUACCUCAAAGCAGGAGCAGUAAUGCGCAACUACAGUCACAUACUAUCAUUACUGCUCAGGUUGCGACAGAUUUGCGACCACCCUGUCCUCGCCACGGAGGUCGUUGGUGAUUCGGCAGUCGAGACUUCCAAGACCGAUAUGCUUGCUUUGGCCGAGAAGCUAUCCCCGAGCGUUGUCCGCCGCUUGAAAGAACAAGACGGGAACUUUACCUGCCCAAUCUGCAUUGAUGCUAUUCCCGAUCCUGGUCCCAUAAUUUUCUUCCCAUGCGGCCACUAUCUCGACAGCGAUUGCCUCUCCUCGCUCGCAAUGAACGCGACGUCUCAAAUGGAGCCGGAUCUCAAGUGUCCGGAGUGUCGCGAGAGAUUCGACCAGAAGCGAGUGAUCGACUACCUCUCUUUCAAGAAAGUUCAUCUUCCCGAACAAUGUCCGCAGGAUCAGCAGGCUACUCAUGAUGACGAGGAUGAUUCAGAAGAUGAAGACGUGUCGGAUUCGGACUCGGACACCGAUGACGACUCCAGCGAUAGUCUGAAGGAUUUCGUUGUGAAUGAUGAUGAUGAUAGCGACGAUGAGGAGGAAAAAGAGGAACAGCCAGAUUCCGACGGCUUUGUUCUGGUCAAAAGUGACAAAAAUAAAGAUGACGAGGAGGAGGCUGAUUCGAGUGGCGAGCGCAAAUCCAAGGCCAAAACUAGCAAGAAAGGACGCAAAAAGACGGUCAAGAGCAAGGGGAAAGAAAAGAAAGUCAAGAAGACCCUGGCUCAGCUUCGUAACGAAGGCCGUCGUAACAAGAAAACCUGGGCGAAGUAUAUCCGUCGUCUCAAGAAGACCUGGGAAUCAAGUGCAAAAAUUGACAAGACACUUGAAUUGUUGGAUCGACUGCACGAAACGAAGCCGAAGGAGAAGAUUCUCAUCUUUAGCCAGUUUACAUCCUUUCUUGAUUUCCUUGAAGUACCUCUCAAGGACCGCGGUAUUGAAUAUCGGCGCUACGAUGGCAGUAUGAGCACGAAGGAUCGCGAUGAUGCCGUGAUGGACUUUAGGACAAGACCUCAUAUCAGGGUCAUGCUCAUCUCGCUCAAAGCAGGUAAUGCCGGUCUCAACCUCAAUUGCGCUUCGCAAGUCAUCAUUCUUGACCCGUUCUGGAAUCCCUUCAUCGAGGAACAGGCAGUCGACCGCGCUCAUCGUAUCGGUCAGCAGAACGAGGUCAAUGUAUAUCGCAUCGUCAUUCCAAAUACUGUUGAAGACCGCAUCUUGCAAUUGCAGGACCAGAAACGUGAGCUCAUCAGCACUGCAUUGGAUGAAAAUGCGGGCAAGAGUCUAGCGAGACUCGGCGUCAGAGAGCUCGGAUUCCUCUUUGGGAUCUCUUCAGAUGCCACUGGUAGAUAGAAGAAGAUAUGACCUUGGGAUCGGGCAACGAGCUGGAAUGCUCAAAAGGCGACGCCUCGAAUUUUUUUUCUUCGCGGUUUUAUCGGAUGGGCACUGUCUGCCCUAUUUUGAAUGCUUUUUUAAUAGUGUUCUUCCAAUGUUCGUCCAGAUUCUAGACUACGAACUACAUGCGGGAGAAGGAUUGUUCAGGCUUGGAUCGGGAUGCCGGCGUUGCGGAUCAGUCAUGAUGAUUAUACCCUCGAAACGACUGGGUGGUGGUGCAUGUGGUUGAUUUCCUUGUCCGCAAGAAAAAAAAAAAUUAGAUUCACAAGGCGUUAAACACAGUGUAGAUUGCGAGAAGAGUAUAGCCGACAUUCUUGUUCUGCCCUCUUCUUUUCCUUUUUCUGUCCUCGCUUCUGAUGUUAUUGUUACUUAGAAUGAUAGGCACCACAUUUCGGCAGGACUGAAGGUAUAAUGAGAAAGAAAGUAAUGAUUG
Molecule: messenger RNA, 4733 nt
Organism: Verruconis gallopava
Lineage: Eukaryota; Fungi; Ascomycota; Dothideomycetes; Venturiales; Sympoventuriaceae
Exons: 2
Coding region: 407-4258 (1283 amino acids)
Cellular component (GO): cytoplasm
Molecular function (GO): protein binding; ATP binding; ATP-dependent chromatin remodeler activity
Source: RefSeq, a predicted model, not a curated record